CCCCUGGAUUGUCAGACGGCGGGCGUCUGCCUCUGAAGUUAGCCGUGAUUUCCUCUAGAGCCCGGCCUUAUCUCCGGCUGCACGUUGCCUGUGGGUGACUAAUGACACAAUAACAUUGUCUAGGGCUGGAAUAAAGUCGGAGCUGUUUACCCCCACUCUAUAGGGGUUCAAUAUAAAAAGCCGUCCCAGAGCCGUCCGAGUCAGACGCGUUCCUGCACCGGCGCUGUGAGCCUGACUCGCUCUGGCGCUGCAGUCCUCGCGCACCGCCUCCCCGGCUGCCCGCGACGCUUUCGCUCGGGUGAAAGGGCCACUUGCUGAGGACCGGGCUGAGAUCUCAAUUACCAGAGGCGAUCCGAGCGAUCAGACGCCGUCCACUUCGUUUUGCAUUGAGUUCCAUUUGCAACCGAGUUUUUUUUUUUUUCCUUCCUCUUCUUCUUUUGAUCCCUUUGCAGAAUGGAUUAUUUUCCCGUGAUCUUCUCGCUGCUGUUUGUGGCUUUCCAAGGAGCUCCAGAAACAGCUGUCUUGGGAGCAGAGCUCAGCACCCGAGCUGAGAAUGGAGGGGAGAGCCCCCCUCCCAGCACACCCUGGAGACACCGAAGGUCCAAGCGUUGCUCCUGUUCCUCCUUGAUGGACAAGGAGUGUGUCUACUUCUGCCACUUGGACAUCAUCUGGGUCAACACUCCCGAGCGUGUUGUUCCAUAUGGCCUGGGAAGCUCUUCCCGGUCCAAGCGUUCCUUGAAGGACUUACUUUCCACAAAGGCCACAGACAACGGGAACAGAUGUCAAUGCGCUGACCAGAAGGACAAGAAGUGCUGGAAUUUCUGUCAAGCAGGAAAAGACCUCAGAGCCCAAAAUACCAUGCAGAAAGGCUUAGAAGACUUCAAGAAAAGAAGAGCCUGUUCGAAGCUAGGAAAGAAGUGUAUCUAUCAGCAGCUGGUGGAAGGAAGGAAAAUAAGAAGGUUGGAGGCCAUCAGCAAUAGCAUCAGGACAUCUUUUCGUGUUGCAAAGUUGAAAGCCGAGCUCUAUAGAGACCAGAAGUUGACCCACAACAGAACACACUGACUACGGAGCUUUUCUGGAUUUUGGAAGCUAUCACUUCCAUAGAGCAAGCCCAUGACCAACUAACUCUGCACUCUCCACGCUGGCUGGGUUCUCAGCAAGAGCAUCCGUCCUGCUUCUACAAUUUCUUAUUUCAGACUGGCAGAGGAGGUCCAGCAUCCUCGUUCCAAACAUUCCAAGAAAAGUUUGAGCUGUCCCCUAACCUGCCUUCUUUCGCUUCUGCCAGUAGUGACUGCUUUUCGCCCCUUCUUGCUGUUUGGGGAUGCCAGUGGACCUCUCAGGGAGCGGAGACAUGAUAACAUUCUAAGGUGGCAUCGUCCAGAGAGGAAGGAGAUUCCACACCAGGGUGGAGUUUCUGCAGAAAGUCCCUCGGGAGUGUUUGUGUCUGACUCAGGCGCCUGGCACAUUUCAGGGAGAAACUCCAAAGUCCAUGCAAAAAUUUUCUGAAGAAUGCACAAAUUGAAAACAUACUCGAAGGACAAAACACUUGAGUUUAAAAAAAAAAAGUAAAAAAAAAAUCAAAACACAAAAAAGGACAAAGGCUUUUUUUUUAAGUUGUAGAAUGCAAAACUCAAAGCAACUGUUACUACUGUACAUUGGGCUGUGUUUCAUGAAUAUGCGUCUACCUCACCAUACUGCAAUGUCAUGUAUAUUCCCCACCUUUAAUUAUUGCCUCCCUCUGUUCUCUCCUCUCUGGUCACCAGGCUCCCCAGCCCCUAUACUGAAUCCUCGCCUCAUAGGAGCCUAGUCCAGUGUGUCAGUCAGCGGUAGAUGAAACAUUUCUAUGCUAAUCUGCUAACCCUGGUCUAUGAGAGAAAGGAUGACGAAAUCCGGCCCCUGCCCUUGACCUUGGGAAACACGAUGGUGUAGAGUUGUUUGUGAAAGGUCUUGAAAGUCGGCUGUGCUGUAGAGCCGUUAAAGUUUGUUCCUGUAUGUAACUGGCUAAUGGAAAAGGUUAGAUUGAAUAUUGAUGUACUUAUUUUUUUAUAGAUAUUUAUAUUCAAACGAUUUAUUCCUUAUAUUUACCAUGUUGAAUAUUUGUCUGGGCAGGCCAUAUUGGUCUAUGUAUUUUUUUAAAAUGUAUUUCUGAAUGAAAUUGAGAACAUGCUUUGUUUUGCCUGUCAAGGUAAUGAUUCUAGAAAAUAAAUAUUUUUCCCUACUGUA
Myodes glareolus (Bank vole) is the source of this 2223-nucleotide messenger RNA. It is a transcript of the gene Edn1, whose product is annotated as endothelin 1. NCBI's taxonomy places the organism in Eukaryota, Metazoa, Chordata, Mammalia, Rodentia, Cricetidae. Gene Ontology annotation, molecular function: endothelin A receptor binding; endothelin B receptor binding; hormone activity. Gene Ontology annotation, biological process: regulation of vasoconstriction; regulation of systemic arterial blood pressure by endothelin; vein smooth muscle contraction. Gene Ontology annotation, cellular component: extracellular region. The record is from RefSeq and is a predicted model, not a curated record.